This is a messenger RNA of Setaria italica (foxtail millet), 1947 nucleotides long. RefSeq lists its product as uncharacterized. Lineage: Eukaryota; Viridiplantae; Streptophyta; Magnoliopsida; Poales; Poaceae. The transcript has 3 exons. The record is from RefSeq and is a predicted model, not a curated record. The coding region runs from base 778 to 1668 and encodes 296 amino acids.
UAUGUAUUGGCUGGUUGGGAGGGGACAGCACAUGAUGCACUAGUGUUAAGAGAUGCUUUGGAGCGUGAGAAUGGACUUCGAGUGCCACAAGGAAAAUUCUACCUAGUUGAUGCCGGAUAUGGAGCAAAACCAGGAUUCUUGCCCCCUUUUCGUGGUGUUCGUUAUCACUUGAAUGAGUGGGGGAAUAAUCCUGUCCAAAAUGAGAAGGAGCUAUUCAACCUUAGGCACUCAUCUCUUCGUAUCACAGUAGAGCGUGCAUUUGGGUGUCUAAAGAGAAGAUUCAAAAUUCUCGAUGAUGCCACUCCUUUCUUUCCUUUCCCAACUCAAGUAGACAUUGUUGUUGCUUGCUGCAUCAUUCACAAUUGGGUUAUACAAGAUGGAAUUGAUGAGUUCUUCAUAGAAGACAAUAAUUUUUCAAGUUAUAACCAUGCUACAACAUACAGUGGACAAGCACAUGAGCAUACCGAGAUGGUUAAUUUCAGGCAAAGUAUUGCUGAUCAGAUGUGGGCAGACCAUCAAGAGAACAAUAUUAGUUAGUACCCACUAGUUUGUUGAUGUAUUUCAGUUUUGCAAGUAUUUUCCUAGAUGUGUUUGUGUUGUAUGGACAUAUUUAUUGCUAUAUUUCAGUUGUAUGAACAUAUUGUUGCUAUAUUUCAAUUGUAUGUACUUAUUGUUGCUAUAUUGUAUUUGGAAGGACUUAUUUGCUGCUGAAAUCCAGUUAAAUGACAUACAAUCCUUGUUGUAUUUGGUGCUGAAAUCUUGUUAACUUAACAUCCAAUGCUAGCUGUUUUUUUUGUUACAUGCCAGGCAAUGGAUGGUCAUGUUGAGGGACUUGGGAGAGGUACUGGUGUGGCUGCCUGGACAGCGCCAAUGUCCAAUUUCAUGCUGAAAAAUCUUGCCAAUGUCGUUGCCAGUGGUGUUAAAACAGGAAAGGGCUUCAAAAAGGUCUAUUUCAAUGCAUGUGCUAGAGCUGUCAAUGAAAAAUUCAACACUACGCUCAAUGGUGAGCAGAUUAAGAACCAUCUGAAGACAUGGCAAAGAAAGUGGGCAAAGAUAACACGACUCAAGAGCUUGAGUGCAUCUGGAUUCGAUGAAGAGAACUACAUCAUCACCCUUGAUGAGGAGCACUACAAUGGCCAUGUGCACGAUCACAAGGCUGAUGCCGAGUAUUUAAACAAGCCUCUUGAGAACUAUGCUGAGAUGGAAACAAUCUUUGGGAAGGAUAUGGCUACUGGCAAGUUUGCAAAGGAUUCAAGUGCUCCUCUUGGUACAGAAGAUGGUGAUACUGAAGAUGGGGCUGCAAAUGGUACAGAAGAGGAUCCUAGUAGUGCUUUUGAGGAAGGGGCAACAUCUAAUGCAAGACCUAACAAGAGGGCCAAGAUUGUUGAAAGUGCAGAGGAGGGGUUGAUUGGUGCGUUCAACAGAGUUGGUGACAAGCUUGCCAUGGCUAUAACGCAGGUUGCUAAAUCUAAUAAUGAGCUGCCAGAAGAUCUCUUUGACAAAGUGAAUAGCCUUUCAGUUUCAGGCUUUAAUGAUCUUCAGAUAUCCACAUACUAUGCGCAUCUGGUGGCCAAUCCUCUCAUUGGUAAAGCUUUCUAUGGCUUGCCAUUUCAGCACCAGUUACAUUGGAUGGCUAUGUUUGUUAGUGAGAGGUUCCCUGGACAGUAGGUGCUUUUGGAACAUACAACUAGUGAUAGUGGUAAAGCUUUCUUUUGCUAACUAGGCCAUGUUUGUUACACCUGAUAGUUGUAACGGUCUCUUUUGUCAGUCAUAUUUCUUUUGCUAACUGUGGCCUAUCAUAUAGUAUGCCUUGAACUUUCUAUAUUGUGUAAGGCAUGGAUUUGAUGUAAUGGUACUGUGGUAAAUGCCAUCUAUAUAUAUGAAUGAUAUUUGAUGGUAAACAGUUCGGUUUGCUACCAAGCUUCCUUUUGUUUAUUGCAUUCUCAA